AUGCUCUUCUCUCAAUAAUAAGAUUACAAUCCUAAAGAUAUUUACUAACCUUCUUCAAUGAGUUAUGGUGCUGGAAUAUUCAAAUCUUAGAAUCAGCAACCUUAUUACAAUUAAUAACCCAGAACUAGAGCAGAAAGAGUAAUAUGUAAUUUUAAAAUGUUAGGAGUAUUUAAAAGAAGUCAAUUCUUAAUAAACAGUAAUGCAAUCAAGAUGUAAACUCUUAUUUAAAGUUUGAAGAAUUUGACACACCUUAAAAAGAAGACAUGAAAACACUAUUACAUAAUCCAGCACCAAAUACUACUUUAUUUUAAUAGGGUAUUAUUAAUAUAAAUCUUGUAGAAUAAGAAAGGUUCUUAAAGGAUUUUGCUGUUGAAGAUAAAUAACAAAGGGAAUAUUAAAAUAAAUAAAAACAGUUAUAAUAUGAAUCAAGAAGAAUAGCUAAUUUAGAAAGAGAAGGUAUGAUUUGGCAAAGAAAUGAACUUUAUCAAUAAAAAGUAUUUGUUUUCAUCAUUGUAGGAUGAAUUAAAAAGAUAAUAUCAUUAAGAGUAAUAUACAUAAGGCAAAAGAAAUUUAAAUGGAUUAGCAUACAAUCCUUUAACAUUAGAGUAUGCUUAAAAUGAAUAAGGUUAAGCACUAAAAAGACAAGAUGACAUGACAUAAGUGAGAUAACUAGUAAGAGCCUAAAAUUUAGAUCAUAGAGCUAACUGUGGUUAUAAUUUACUGACAGGUAUACAAUUCCAAUUCUAUAUCAAUAGGAGAGAAUCGUAAAGGUGUUGAAGAAAUUGUGCCUGAUGAUCUUAAAGGCCAUUAUUAAAAUAAAAUGUAAGAAAGGGAUAAUCAAUUAAAUAUAAAACACUAUGCUUUAUAGUAACAAUUGUUAUCUAAAUAAUAUUGA
Molecule: messenger RNA, 895 nt
Organism: Paramecium pentaurelia
Lineage: Eukaryota; Ciliophora; Oligohymenophorea; Peniculida; Parameciidae
Source: the annotation of a GenBank genome assembly